UGCUCUUUGCUCCCUGCUCCCUGCUCGUCAUGCCAUGCAGAAAAUAGCCUGAUCCUCCGGCCGCCGUUUCUUCUCCUGCGUUUCUAAAGCCUUCCAAUUCAUCUGCCGCUGCCUGCGCCAACUGGAUUUCGUUGUAACCCAUAAUCAACCCAAAUAGCGGGAUACUCCCACGCUUCGCGCUCACACCCAUUCCACCCCUCCGUCUUCAUUUCAACCUGCCCUUCGCAGCGAACGUAUCCAAAGCAGUUCGAGUGAGAGGCCACGUGUUACAAGUAUCUCUGCCGGAAAUUGAAUCUGUUGUUACACAUCUGCUACGCUGUUCAACUAUCCAGCAUUUCAUACACUACGAGCGCGAUCCACCGACCCACCACCGCCGAUCAACACAACGAACUUGGAACCCCCUGUUUGUCAUCUGCUGCAGCCUCAUCAACUUGCGUUUUUGUUUGUUCCCUCUAGCAUCCAAUUGGGCCUGAUCUCUCUUCCUGGGUAGGGACAGGGGCAGCAUACAUUGGAUCCGCAGAGGCUUUGCAAUUCCUCUCUGUCUGUUCCCAGCCAGCGAUCUUCCCUCCUGUUCAAGGACGAGUGUCUUGGUGCCUCGUGCUCGCCCGCAAGCACGCUUUUGGUGCCUGAAACGUGUUACGAAUACUCCUAAUCGACUGCGUUGAUCGCUAAUCCAACGUCUUUCUCGGUACCUCUAUCGCGGCAGACGCCAACUUUUGGGCUACCUACUUAUCCAUAGACAGCUGUCAAAGCCCUAAACGGCUUGCUCUUCACGCUGUGUUCAGUUGGUCCAAGCGCACCCCGAUCCAACGUCCAAGCAACCCCCUGUCGCUCGAGAAACGCGCAGCUCGACCCUUGCGACCACAUCCGAGCCUUUCUCACAGACAGUGAGUGCCUCCACGGACCUAGGCACCGGAUACUCUGCCACCUUGCACAGCAACAACUCGGUUUUCCUUCACUCGGCUACCUUCGAUCGAGUACUCUUCACACUGGCUGCAACCAAUCUUGACGAAACACAACAUACUGAAUGACAAGAGAAUGCAUAUGCAAUCACGGGACUGACAACUGAUCGCGAGGAAUUUGUGGUGACGAGGUCUGGAAGAGGACAUGUCAGGACCUAAACCUCCGGUUGCGUUGAAAAACCAUUGCUCCAUCAUCCAUGAUGGUACCAUUUAUGUCUAUUCACCAGAUGCAUUCCAAACCCUAGAAUUGAAGGAAGGAGCACAGUGGAAGAAAGAGGACAACGGGGUAUCAGUGACCGGCGCAGUGUGUGUCAAGGGCGGCGUGGAUGGAGACAACUCAAAACCAGCGCUGUACGUUGUUGGAGGUGCCGCGAAUGCGUCCUCGUCGCAAUACCCAGGCUUGCAGCGUUAUUCGAUCUCCGACAAGUCCUGGGAGACCAUUACGCCGGUCGUCGCUGUCACUCAAAAUCGCCAGAACCAUGGAGCAGCCUAUAUGAACAGUUCUUCGUCACUACUCGUGUACGGAGGGUCUCAGGAUGGCAACACGGGGCCCUCGUCGGAGACGUUUUUGCUUGAAAUGUUUCCGCCGUAUAGGGUUCUAGCUUACAGCUCGAUUGCACCUCCGACAAAGAAGCCGGUUAUGCUUCCAUGGACAGAGGAACGCACACUCAUGGUAGGUGGCAGCACCACGAACGUCAAAGUCUUUACUUUCGGUCCUGCCAAUGGCUGGCAGGACCUUGGGUUAUCGCUGCCGUCGCCGCUGCCGGAUUCUACUGUGGCGCAAUCGGCGUUACUCACGCUGGACGAUAGCAGCAAAAUACUCCAAACCUUCGACCUGGGCGAGUCGCCCCCUAAUGUAACGACCAACGUUUUGUUGAACCCUGGCGGUCUCCCUGCAGCAUUCGGCGAGACCGCGGGAGGUGCGGCAACAACAGCGAGCCCUAGCACCACUUCGGGUGCUUCGUCGCAAGCAAAGAGAGCGAUAUACCUAUCCAACUUUCCAACAUACAAUGAUACUCUAGCACCGUCAGCCACCCGUUCUGGGUUUAGCUUGUCACAGGGCGAUAAUGGGUUGAUAGCCUUACUUGGCGGUAAUGACGAUGACCCUGUGGUAUUCUUUAAUCAGAGCGCGAACAGCUGGAUCGACGCCACUCAAAUCCUGGGGGAGCAACAAACCCCUCUGGCUACACCUUCAAGCACACAGCCGUCGACCAGCGCGACCUCCACGGCGACCCAUGCGGCAGCAUCGGGGUCAUCUCACAAGACUCCGGGGUUGACGAUUCUGGGUGCUGUUCUAGGUGCCAUUUGCGGUGUGGCGGCGAUUUUGAUCAUCCUCCUUCUCUGGAUGAGAGCGGUCCGGAGAAGAAGGGCACAAAGAGAGAAACAGGGCCAGUAUCAGGAUGACAAGCGGAGAAGCGAUGAAUUCAACCAUGAGGAAAGGGGCUUAAAGCCGUUGUCUAAAGCCGGCCAGCCUAUGGGGAGAAGCCCGGUACCAUCGACAGUGGUAACCGAGGCAGAUAGCACGGCCAUGUUUGGUGGUAGACCAGAUCCUAAACAUCUGAUCCGGCGAGUCUCCUCAGAUCGGGUCCAGUCCGCAGCUCGCGGGUCUGGUUUAGCGUUUGGGCAGGCCUUGUUCAAGCGCGACAGGGAAAAAGGCUCGCUCACCAUCUCUAAACCGAUGAUGCCGAAUCUUGGCGACUACGAGGCAAGACCCAGUAUCGAACUAGGCAGAGCUACUCCUGCCGAAGAAGUAAUCCCCGAAACAACCCCUGCGAGAAAGGCAUCUCAGCGGAAGACCAAUGAAGGCUGGGGAAAGUAUUUCCAAGGAGAACCUCUUCCAGGUAAUCGGACAACCUUUGUCUCGCGCAGCUCGGUAGGCACGACGCGCAACAAGAGCGAGUUCUGGCCGGGCUCAGGAGUACCCCAGGACUCACCCCGAUCGCCCAAAUUCGUCUUGCGAGACAGUGCUGGCAAUCGGCUUGAUACGCAAAACGUCGCCGCGGGAAGUCCUAGUCUAGAGUAUGGACCUGUCGACGCUCAAAGUCGAGGCUUUCAGGCGAGAGUGUCUAGGGCAAGCUCGGCCGCCACCACGGACACCAACUAUGACGACUACGAAGACGAACAGGUUGACGGAGCAUUUUCUAGUGGGAUCCCAGCCAGCAUUCAUGAUACAGCUUGGACACCUGUCGGCAACACGUGGUCAGGUCCUGCUCAGCGGCCCUUGAAGCCAUCAAAUAGCUACCUGGCGGCGCAAACACAGGCCAACGCGUUGCAAACCCCAGCAUCGAAUGAAACGGGCGACAGCUCAGGAACUCAAAACUCAUCCAUACCCUCUUUUCCUCUGCCGAAUUCAAUGCUGUCUGAGCCGCCAGCCAAUGGAGCAAAAUGGGCCGGAGCAACACAGUCUACUAGUCAGAGGGAAGCUUCGGAUUACUUCAGUCACAGCCGAGCACGCAGUGGCACUCCCGACAACACCGACAUGUCAUGGCUUAAUCUUGGGACGCCGCCACGGUGACUAUCGAACCGGUUCUCACGGAUGCUCUAUCAAUUCCUGCUUGAUGAUGUCGCGCGCAAACCUGGUGCAGGUGCAAGCGCAGCCAGACCACAUGCGGCGAGGGUCGACGCCGUUGAGGGCCGAGAUGAAGAAGAUGUCAUAACAAAGACGCCGAGUCUAUUUCGUACUCGAUCCACUCCUCGACGAACUCGAGAGUUACACUACCACCCGCUUUAGGGACAGGGCCGAAGACAAGAGAGUUCGAUUUGGAUCGAUGACAGUGUCCCUGCAUCACCGACCAUUCCUCUGAUGGCGCGGGUGGUAUCCGGGCGUUCGGAGCUCGAAAGGAGCAAGAGGUUGACUAUGUGAAGGGUAUGCAGCACAGCAAAGUUGGGUAAUGAUACUAUCCACUGUCAUUUUGGGCUAUGUUGUUGAGAUACCUAUGUUUCUCAAUCAAGAGCAGAGAAAGAGAAAGAGAAAGAGAGACAGAUGUCGAACGUUGGACACCUGGGAGUUGGAUGAACGAGAUGUUCCAGAUCCGGGGAGGUAAUGAUGAUGCCGUCAUGUAUACCAAUCAGUGUAACAGUAACAGUACCCUGAAGGCAUGAUAAUAUUUAAUGAAUCCCACAGAUUGGCAUCCCCAGUUCAAGUUCGUCAUUGUUAAUUGUAGUAUUGGAUCUGGCAGUGUCUUACAGGACUUUCUACCUAGCUGAGUACGCUAGAUACUGGCAGUAGAUGAACUGAGUUGUACCACGAAGCAGCUCGCCAGUGACGCAGGUACUUUACUGUAGUCGUCGGCGGGCCCCUCUUCUAGAAGGGC
Exophiala dermatitidis NIH/UT8656 is the source of this 4276-nucleotide messenger RNA. RefSeq lists its product as uncharacterized. Gene Ontology annotation, molecular function: protein binding. Bases 1108 to 3477 code for a protein of 789 amino acids. Lineage: Eukaryota; Fungi; Ascomycota; Eurotiomycetes; Chaetothyriales; Herpotrichiellaceae. The record is from RefSeq and is a predicted model, not a curated record. The transcript has 2 exons.